Molecule: messenger RNA, 2129 nt
Organism: Polyodon spathula (Mississippi paddlefish)
Lineage: Eukaryota; Metazoa; Chordata; Actinopteri; Acipenseriformes; Polyodontidae
Gene: chrng
Product: cholinergic receptor, nicotinic, gamma
Exons: 11
Biological process (GO): nervous system process; regulation of membrane potential; monoatomic ion transmembrane transport
Cellular component (GO): postsynaptic membrane; neuron projection; synapse
Molecular function (GO): transmembrane signaling receptor activity; acetylcholine-gated monoatomic cation-selective channel activity
Source: RefSeq, a predicted model, not a curated record
UUCAGUAAGAAUCCAGUAAGAGUGUUUUGGUUAAGACAUAUUAUUUGGGAAGCCGUGCCGUGACAUUCCGCAGCCUUUUUCUUCCCUCCCUCUCAUCGUCCUGCCUGUCUGUCCCCUCUGGGUUUGUUUUAACAGCUGACAAUGCACAGGAGGACAGCUGGAUCAGGGAUCCCAAAAUAACCUUCCCACCACAAACACACUGCCCCUUCCCUCCCUAAGGUGCUGUGUGACAGACGGACGGACGGACGGACAGCACAGCCCUGGACACUUCCACAGAAGAAGCUGCUACCAUGCUGACUCCAGUACUGCCUCCCCUGGCCCUGGUUGUGAUACUCUGCUCCCACACAGGGGUGUUGAGUCGAAACCAGGAGGAGACCCUGCUGAAGGACCUGAUGAAGGGGUACAACAAGAACAUCCGACCUGCUGAGCGCAACGAGGACAUCAUCCAGGUCACCCUGAAAAUGACCCUAACCAACCUCAUUUCACUGAACGAACGAGAAGAGGCUCUUACGACCAACGUGUGGAUUGAAAUGCAAUGGUGUGACUACCGGCUGAAGUGGAACAGCUCUCAGUAUGAGGACAUCGAGCUGCUUCGUAUUCCCUCCAAGAGCAUUUGGCUGCCGGACAUCGUCCUGGAAAACAAUGUGGAUGGUAACUUUGAGAUUACACUCUAUGCCAAUGCCCUGGUAUACUCUUCAGGCUGCAUCUACUGGCUGCCCCCUGCUAUCUACCGCAGUGCCUGCUCCAUCAUUGUCGACUACUUCCCCUUCGACUGGCAGAACUGCUCCAUGGUCUUCCGCUCACGGACAUACAGUGCCAACGAGAUCGACCUGGUUCUCACAGAAGAGGAGAUAAAACCUGGGGAGACACAAACCAUUGAGUGGAUUGAUAUCGACCCCGCUGCCUUCACAGAGAAUGGAGAGUGGGCGAUCAAGCACCGCCCAGCCAAGAAAGUGAUGAGUGAGCGGUUCAGCAAGGACGAGCUGGAGUACCAGGAAGUGAUGUUCUUCCUGAUCAUCCAGAGGAAGCCUCUCUUCUACAUCAUCAACAUGAUCGUGCCCUGUGUGCUCAUCUCCUCCCUUGGACUGCUCGUCUACUACCUGCCUGCCAAGGCGGGGGGGUGGGGGGUUAGGGUGGAUCUCCAGGACGAGUCUCCUGCGGUUAAAUAAACACAUGGUGGAGGGCCAGGUAUCCCUGAAACAGUGUUUCUCUGUAAAUCUCACACCAGGUACCUGAUGUUCAUAAUGAGUGUGGCCACCAUCACCGUGAUAAACUGUGUCCUCGUGUUAAACAUCUCCCUGCGGACGCCCAACACACACGUCAUGUCCAGACAGGUCCGGCAGAUCUUCCUGAACCAGCUGCCCCGGCUGCUGCGCAUGCAGAUGCGUCCGUGCAUGGAGGUGGAGUCCUGCGGGCCUGCCCCCCCACGGAGGCGCAGCUCGCUGGGGCUCAUCACCAAGGCGGAUGAGUACGUCCUGAAGACCCCCCGCACGGAGCUCAUGUUCAAGAGGCAGAAAGAGAGGGAAGGGCUGAUGAAGGCUGUGCUGCAGAACAUCACUAAUGAGUUAGAGAUGGGCACUGCGCUGGACUUGUGUGCCAGCCUGGCACACGCCGCGCCCGAAAUACGCUCCUGCGUCAACUCCUGCACUCACAUCGCAGCUAGAACUCGCCAGCAGAAUGAUUUUGACAGCGAGAACGAGGAGUGGUUUCUGGUGGGCCGGGUGAUUGACAGGGUGUGUUUCUUUGUGAUGUCACUGCUCUUCAUCUUGGGUACCAUCGGCAUCUUCCUCAUGGGGCACUUCAACCAGGCGCCCUCCAUGCCUUUCCCCGGGGACCCCAAGAAGUACCUACCCUGACUGCAGAGUCACCGGACUGGGGAAAGCGAGGCACUGGGAGUCCCUCACUGACAGACUGAGCGAGGAGCUGGGAACUAUCUGCGGAGCUACAGAACUGCUGCCUGGGAAUGGGGAUGCCACUGAUCUGCAGAGCAGCUGUAAGGAGACCCGAGUCCCGGAAAGUUGUUUUCCUUGGGCAAAGAUAGCAAUGCUGCAGAUGAGACUUUCUGUUGUUGGUUUUAUUUCUUCCUGCAGUUGUCACUAUUGCUAUUGUUAUUUGUAUUAUUGGACGGU